This is a messenger RNA of Linum tenue, 1481 nucleotides long. The record is from the annotation of a GenBank genome assembly. NCBI's taxonomy places the organism in Eukaryota, Viridiplantae, Streptophyta, Magnoliopsida, Malpighiales, Linaceae.
AGGUGUGGUUCAUUUUAUCUUGAAACUAAGGGUUGGAAUCUCCUUUAUAUGAAAGGAAGUCCUAGAAUCGACGACCAUGCCUUCAUGCAACAAGCUGUUGGAAAAACAAGAAACUUGUCCCCGCAGUAUGUUCACGAAUCCAGGAUAGGCAAAUAGCUCCCUGAAGAAAUUCGUUAGCAAGCUAUAGGUAGCAUAAUUCGAUUCAUGGAAGAGGUUUCUUCGUCGGAAUAUUAGCAGCCUUUCAUGGAAAGCAACACACAUUUUGAAACCCAUUCCUUCCUUCCCAUAGCCACAAUCUCUUACUUUAUCACAAAGCUUGGAACUAUAGCUUCCCUCCACAGUACCCUUCCUCUUCCUCUUCUAUUUGUAUUACUGCACACCUAUAUAUGCUGCAUAUUAAGGGCGUAAUUGAUAUCUACUUCACCAAAGCUUCUCCCACAUUUCCAUUCCCAACCCACCUCGUCAGAAGAAGCCCAUUUUUCCAUCCAGGAGAAGAGCAAGAAAGAGAGUACUAUUGCAAUAUGCCCAAGUACGCAUCCGAUUCCGAUGACGAGGUGUCUGCCGUGCCUUCCAAGCUCUUCCGCCGGCAGAAGCCAAUGCGUGCUCUUCUCGGAGGAGGCCGAGUUGCGGAUGUAUUGCUCUGGAGGGACAGGGCGGUCUCCGGUGCACUGAUGGCCGGGAUCUCGUUGGUAUGGUUCCUGUUCGAGGUGGUGGACUACAAUUUCGUGACGCUUUUGUGUCACAUUUCCAUCUCGGCAAUGCUCGUUUUCUUCAUUUGGUGCACUGGCGCUGAUUUCUUCAACUGGAAACCUCCACGGAUCCCAGAAAUUGUGCUGCACGAACAUACCUUUAGAGAAGCUGCCACAGUCUUCCACAGAAGAUUCAAUCGAACGUUGGCCAUUCUCCUUGACAUCGCCUGCGGAAGAGAUCCACGACUCUUCUUUCUGGCAAUUGUGUCUCUGUACAUAUUAUCAGUGGUUGGCACCUAUUUCAGCUUCCUGAAUUUCCUUUAUCUAGGGUACGUUGGACUGCAAACGCUUCCGUUUCUGUACGAGCGGUACGAGGCUGAGGUCGACUACUUUGCCGGAACCUUGAUGAGAGACAUCAGGAGGGCAUACAGGAAGUUCGACUCCAGGGUUCUCAACAAGAUACCAAGAGGCCCUGUCAAGGAAAAGAAGGCCCGGUAGAUUAAAAACAUUCCACUCUCUACUUGUAUCAUAAUCACAAACACAUACCCGUUUAAAUACUUACAAUUGCGCCAUACCGCCUGUACAUAUUGGAAUCGCAAUCUACCCACAUUGUUCGAGAUCAACAUCAAAUAUAUUAGUUCAUUUAUCAAAAAGCAUUAAUUCCCAGAGUUCAGCUGCUGCAUGACAAUGACAAAUUGAUAAUCCAAUCAUGAUAACAAUUACAAGCCAAACUAAUCCAGAAAGGAAAGACUGAAACUUCAAUAACAUUCCUUUGGAUAGCAAAUUCAUCAC